Parasteatoda tepidariorum (common house spider) is the source of this 1104-nucleotide messenger RNA. RefSeq names its product major royal jelly protein 5-like. The record is from RefSeq and is a predicted model, not a curated record. Lineage: Eukaryota; Metazoa; Arthropoda; Arachnida; Araneae; Theridiidae.
AUGGGUCGUGGAGUGGCGACGGUCUCUCAGUGCGACACUCCUGGUGAGUCGUCUGCAGCUGAGAAUGGCACCGCCGCACCCGACUCGGGAUUGUCCAUGGAGCUAGGAGUCCAUAAAGUCAGGAUUGUUAGGGUAGAUCGCACAUAUAGGAAUCUUAGGGUAGAUCGCACAGGCAGGAAUGUUAGGGUAGAUCGCACAGAUAGGAAUGUUAGGGUAGAUCGCAGAGACAGGAAUCUUAGGAUAGAUCGCUCAGACAGGAAUCUUAGGGUAGAUAUCACAGAUAGGAAUCUUAGGGUAGAUCGCACAGACAGGAAUGUUAGGGUAGAUCGCAGAGACAGGAAUCUUAGAAUAGAUCGCAAAGACAGGAAUCUUAGGGUAAAUAUCACAGAUAGGAAUCUUAGGGUAGAUCGCACAGGCAGGAAUGUUAGGGUAGAUCGCACAGACAGGAAUGUUAGGGUAGAUCGCAGAGACAGGAAUCUUAGGAUAGAUCGCUCAGACAGGAAUCUUAGGGUAGAUAUCACAGCUAGGAAUCUUAGGGUAGAUCGCAAAGUCAGGAAUCUUAGGGUAGAUAUCACAGAUAAGAAUCUUAGGGUAGAUCGCACAGACAGGAAUGUUAAGGUAGAUAUCACAGACAGGAAUCUUAGGGUAGAUCGCAGAGACAGGAAUCUUAGAAUAGAUCGCAAAGACAGGAAUCUUAGGGUAGAUAUCACAGCUAGGAAUCUUAGGGUAGAUCGCAAAGACAGGAAUCUUAGGGUAGAUAUCACAGAUAGGAAUCUUAGGGUAGAUCGCACAGACAGGAAUCUUAGGGUAGAUAGCACAGAUAGGAAUGUUGGGGUAGAUCGCACAGAUGGGAAUGUUAGGGUAGAUCGCACAGAUAGGAAUCUUUGGGUAGAUCGCACAGACAGGAAUCUUAGGGUAGAUAGCACAAAUAGGAAUGUUAGGGUAGAUCGCACAGACAGGAAUGUUAGGGUAGAUCGCAUAGAUGGGAAUGUUAGGGUAGAUCGCACAGAUAGGAAUGUUAGGGUAGAUCGCAAUUUUUGCAAACCUCCAGCAUCGCUCUUUCGGACCUUAACGUACUUUAUGUCUGUUACCGUGAAUGACUGA